AUGGCCGGUGCUUGCACUGGGUUGGGAGCGUGGGCCGGUGGUGUGAUGUUCGUGGCUGGAGGGGCUGUGUGUGAGAGAGGAGGAGGUAAUAGACGGGUGUUGGCUGGUGUGUGUAGAGAGGGGCGAUGGUAUGGUUGCUUUUGGAGGGGAGAAAUGCCAGAACUUUUAAUGGAGAAGAAUCUUACAACCACUGCUGUAGUUGUUCGGAUUGUUCAAUUGAUUCAGUUGAGAUUGGGCAAUUCUAAUUCUGUACAGGAGGCUAGAAAUAAUCCUAAAUUUCUGAUCCUUGCUUUAACCACUCUGCUUCUGGUGCCGAUGGAGAUCUCAGCCAGCGGGGCAACUCAAACUGAUCAUGCUAAGUCGUAG
This is a messenger RNA of Dovyalis caffra, 366 nucleotides long. NCBI's taxonomy places the organism in Eukaryota, Viridiplantae, Streptophyta, Magnoliopsida, Malpighiales, Salicaceae. The record is from the annotation of a GenBank genome assembly.